Molecule: messenger RNA, 3896 nt
Organism: Acaromyces ingoldii
Lineage: Eukaryota; Fungi; Basidiomycota; Exobasidiomycetes; Exobasidiales; Cryptobasidiaceae
Exons: 8
Coding region: 495-3710 (1071 amino acids)
Source: RefSeq, a predicted model, not a curated record
AGACAAAGACAGCCAAGGACUUUCCCGGCUGAUGUCGUCGCCCUCUUUCACCACCAUUGCCCUUCAUUCGACGCGGUCCCUCGCCACCACACCAGGCCCGAACACUGUCCUCUAGAGCACUCGCCCAGCCUUCUUCUCAUCCACCCCCCACCGUGACGAGCUUCCGAAUCUUCGCGCUUCUUCCCACCUCCAUCUUUGCCCUUCCUCCCGGGCCCGACACCUCGCCAUUCUUUUGGCCCGAGAUCUGCUAAGCAAACAGGCCAAACACCUCGUCGCAUCACUUUUCCACGCGUUUUUCUCUUCCGGGCUUACCACCACGACUGUGGCAUCCUCUUGUGACCGCAUACAUUGGCCCCCCCUCGAACUGGCACGCACACACGCACAAGAAGGCAGACAGGCAGGCAGACGCGCUCGCGAGCCUCCCCAGCCGGCAAACGAAUCCCUCCUCGAGGCACUUGUGAGGCUGGCAUAGCGGCCAACGACGGGUGGCCACGAUGCCGCUCCUCAAACGAAAGCCCGUGGAGCUCGUCCCCCCACCAAAGGAGCAGGACUACGAUGCCGAGACGGCCGUCUUCUACCUCGAGGCCACCGGUGAGAUAUUCACAGAGUAUGAAGACUACUCGCAGCGCCUCUCCUUCUAUCGGCAACACAUCUUCCAGUGCGAGUUGUCGGGCAAGAUCAACAUGACCUACUUUGAGGCCGUCCGGUCGGAGCAACAGCAGUCGGCUGCCGUGCACAAGCAGUUUCCCGAAGCUCUCAAGGGGCCCAUCCUGCGCAGUGUCCAGUUCUUCGUGACCGGUCGCCUGGACAACCUGGUGGACCUUGUCUUUGACCGGUUCAAGAACCGCUUCUUCCCCAACGAGAAGCUCAUUGUCGACAUUGGAGGUGACAAAUGGCUUGCGAGGGUCAAGGGCGUGUUUCCGCAUCGCUCCUUGAUCAAGCACCACAACGAGGCCGAAGCGCAGGCGAGGCAGAUGGACGCAGAGGCGAGCAAGGUCAAGAAAGAGGCGACGAAGAUGGAAGUCGACGACGGCGACUCCACCUCGGAGCUCUCGGAUCUGCCCGAGGAGAAGGUCGAGGUGCCCAUCGAGGAGAUCAUCCACCGCAUCGGCACAGACCUCAACGUGGACAUCAAGGACGCCAACAGCAUCGACAAUCCAAACGACUACAUCUACACGAUUCAGCUGGAGGACCUGAACCAGUCGGGCGACUUCUCGAGCACACUGAUGGAGAGAAAGGCCGAUGCACUCAGCAGAGAUCGGCUCAGCUUCUCCAAGACGAUUCUGAAAAAGUACAUCAAGGAGUGCGUCGUGCGCGAUGCCAGUAUCGGCUCGCCCUGGAUCGUCCGGCAGGUCUUGGCCAAGCGGUACGGGAUCCCCCUCACGCCUUCGGACGCCGUGGUGCGCAAGAAUGAGCUGAUCAAGGAGGGCAAGCUCAGCAAGCGGAGAAAGAUCACCGACGACGACAACGAGGAAGGGCUUACGAAGUCUGGCAAGAAGCGGCGAAAGGCAAAGGUGCCAGGAGAUGCAGAGAGCGAAGAGGCAAAGGCAAAGGCACAGAAGGAAAAGGAGGAAGAGGAGGAGAAACGGAGGGCGGAAGAGAAACGAAAGAGGAAUAUCAAGUUUCCCAUCGAAGAUCUCCAGCUGGACCCCAUAUCGGAUCGCGAGCUCAAGGCGAGGGGCAAAGAUCAGGAGGAGCUGCCGAGGAGGAGAGAGAGACCGAUACCGUCCAAGGAACUUUCGGUGCCUGCCGAGAUUUUCGAGCCUCUGAUGAACUCCUACCACUUUCUCCAAGCCUGCGGCAAACCUCUGGCGCUAUCUCCCUUUACGCUCGAUGAUUUUGAGGCGGCAUUGCGCCAUACGACUUCGGAUCCGCCCUGCGCCCUCAUCGCUGAGGUACAUGCUGCCCUGAUCAAUGUCAUCGUGCGAGACGGCUCGCCCAAAAGAGAGUCACCCUCGCCCCCCGCCACAGGCAUCGCCACGCGCAACAAUCACCAUGCGGCCGCAUCUUCAUCGAAAGCAGCAGCCGUCUCCAAGCUCGAGUUCGACUCGGACGACAACGAGUCAGGGGAAGAGGACGAGAGCGAGGCAGAAGCCGACGAGCUCGACUCGCGAGCCAGCAGCGUAGCCGAUUCGACGGGCGAGUCAGAGCCUCCUGAGGCAGCAGUACCAGAGGCCGACAUGAACGAGAACGACGUCUUUGCUGCGGCGAGGAAAUACGGCAGGUCAUGGGACAAGAGGUCGCUCAAGCCCGACAAUUUUAGAGAAGGAUGGGAAUACAGCUUGUGCGGCGCUCUGAGCAAGCGCGGAGAGCCAGAGAGAUUCCCUCGCCUGGUCGCAAUCCUGUCGCACCUCACCGGCAUUGUGCAGCGUUCCGAAAAGGACGAGGGUGGCCACUACGUCGCCGAUUCCUACUCGACACCCGUGCAGCGGUAUCCGACGCUGGCAUUUGACGACAAGAUCCGCAUCCUCAUUUUCCUCUGCGACCAGGCCGUCAUGACCAAGCCCAUCAAGCGCUUCUUUGACGAUUGCGAGGUUGCACUGACGGAACUGCGAAAGGAGCGCGUGGAGCUCUCGAGGGCCAGAAAGAAGCUGUUUGAGGAGCGGACAAUCUUUGAAGAAGGCCAGAAGAAGGAGGAAGACGAGGAGGAAGGGGAUGCCAGCAAGCAAGACGGAGAAGAGGCAAAAGAGUCCGACGAGACGGGGAGCGAAGCCACGCCGGCAAAGCGGACAAAGGCCACGAAUGGCAGUGCGAAGAAGGCAGCGGCUGCCCAAAGCAACGGCGCGGACAACAGCGACGAAGCAGACGAGGAGGACGAGCUGCAGUCGUCAGCCGACGAGGACGAUGAGGAGGACGAAGAUCAUGUCGACGACGACGACGAUGACGACGACGAUGCCGAGUCGGACAGGUCGAGAUCCCAGGCGAGAAGCUCGAGGGCGACGACUCGCGAGGCUUCAUCCGAUGAGAUGCCGUCGCGUCGCAACUUUGGGUCGAGGCAGGAGGCACUACGAGAGAAGGCGAUGCAACGCGAGGCCGAAGAGGCGCAGAGAGCCGCGGACAGGCUAAAGGCAAAGGAGGAGCAGCGGUUACGCAUGGCCGAGAACAAGCAAAUCGCGACUGAGAGGCGGCGUCUCGAUGAGGAAGAGAUUCGGAUUCUGAGACGGGAAGAGGCCAUCGAUCGCGAGUUCCGCAAGUACAGCCAAGCGCCCAGAUUGCUACCGCUUGGCAAGGACCGCUUCCACGAUCGGUACUGGUGGUUCGACGGCGUGGGCGCCGCCUCGCUACUGGGGCCCGGUGGCGCGGUGACGUACAGCACGGGCAGGCUCUACGUCCAAGGCGUCAAUGCCGAGGAGUGGGCUGUCGUCUGCGCUUCGCACGAGAGAGGCACGCGCCAUCUCAACGAUCGGCGCAAGAAGGAGCACCAGGAGGAGGGCAUGCUCAAGUCCGAUGAAUGGGCUGUCUUUACCGAACCGGAGCAGAUCGACGAGCUGACGGCCUGGCUCCGCGCCAAGGGCAACCGUGAGAAUGCCCUCCGAAUUCAAUUGGCCAGGUUUAGGCCAUACCUCCAGCCGGGCAUGCGCCGAAGGUUGCACGACCUCGCCGGUGGCUGGCGAGACAACUUUGAGACGAGGAGAUCAGCACGCGCAAAGACAGAGGCGUCCAACGCCAUGCGGCUGCCCUACAUGAUGUACCGCAACACCAAGCAGUAGAAGAAGCAAGGCAAAGCAGAUUACUCACUCUUACUACUACCAUUACUACGACUAGAAGUUACUCUUAUUUCCCUCCUUGCUUUUCUCCAUCAUUUCUCUGUGUACUGUAGCAUUCUAGAGAGAAGGGACGAGGGUCCGAAGGAGAAGAAUGUAAAAAGCGACGGUGCCUGUACCGUAAAUGCCCCC